Molecule: messenger RNA, 463 nt
Organism: Acanthoscelides obtectus
Lineage: Eukaryota; Metazoa; Arthropoda; Insecta; Coleoptera; Chrysomelidae
Source: the annotation of a GenBank genome assembly
AGCAAACUGUAUGGGUAAUGAUGAAUGUCCAUUGACAUUAGAUGAUGCUGGCGGCGUUUUAGGACAUGCAUACUUUCCUGACUCUAGCGGCACCUGUAGAGAAAUCCAUUUAGAUAUAAAUGAACGCUGGUAUUUUGGAAAUAAUCCUAAUAUACCCAAAAAUCAAACUAGUUUUCUUAUGGUGUUGGUUCAUGAAAUUGGACAUGCUCUCGGCAUAGCACAUAGUGCUUCUCCGAAUGCUAUUAUGUUUGCCUUCUAUCAGCAUGAGAUUCGUGGUCUAGAUGUUGAUGAUAUAAAUGCAGUACAAUAUCUAUAUGGGAGAAAACACAAAUAUGAUUCAAUCCCAAAGUCUACCACCGCAUCAGCAAUACCAAAAACAACAACAACUAUAAGAUCUACAACUCGUCGCAUUCUUAACUCAAAUUUGGUUGUUUUGAGAGGAGUUUUGGAGCAGCUUCGAUAG